UGGCUCCGUAGCUCGAAUGGCAAUCACAAUCAUUCGCGGCGCCCACGACAAAAAGCAACAAAAAGAGAGGAGUGUCUGCAUUAUUCGCUGGCCGGAGCCGCAGUGAAAGUUAUUUACGUUACUUACUCAUUACGCGAGCAGUGAAAGUGGACCUUCUUCCUGAUGGCCUCCUAGGAGCCGCCGAAGAAGCCGAGAGAGCAGUCGCCGGAAUGAAUCCCGAUCCGGACGAUAACACGAACCUGACUGCCCAGGAGCUUCAGGUGCUCUCCGAGUUGGACAGCCGGCAGUUCGGCUUCCUGAAGCUCAACUCGCAGGAGCAGAGCAAGAAGAAGGCUUUGGUGUUGAAGGCUGUAAAAUGUCUCGAGGGCAUGAUUGUAGCAGCUCAUCGGCAGAGGGAGCGCAGUCGAAGGCCCGAGCUGCCUUCGUCGACUUCGGACAGCACGCCUUCCAGCACGGUGCCGGACACCGAGCCGCAGGACAAGCAUUCGUCUUCGAGUUCCACUCCGCAGCCGCAGGACGGCAAGGAGAUCAACAUCGACCCAAAAACCUUCUGCAAACUUGGUCACUUCCAUUUGUUAUUAGAAAACUAUUCAAAAGCUAUGUCAGCAUAUCAGAAGUUUCAUAACCUGAAGCCUGACCAUUGGAAGGAUUCGGCGUUUUUAUACGGGCAUGGAUUAGUCUACUUCCAUUUCAACGCCUUCCAGUGGGCCGUGAAAGCGUUCCAACAAGUGCUCUACGUAGACCCCAGCUUCUCGAGGGCCAACGAAGUCCACCUUCGACUGGGACUCAUCUUCAAAAUCAAUUCUGACCUCGUCGCGUCGUUGAAGCACCUGCAACUUGCGCUCAUCGACUCCAGCCCUAGUACAUUUUCCAAGUUAGAAAUCCGCUUUCAUAUCGCUCACCUGUACGAAGUCCAGGGCAAGUACAAAACAGCCAAGGACCAUUACGAGCUUCUGCUGCGCGACAAAGAACUGCCCACCCAUCUGAAAGCAGACGUCUGUCGGCAAUUAGGCGCAGGAUGGAUGUACCACAGUGUUGAGUCCUUCGGGGAGAAGCAUCCGAGAGAGACUGUUGCGAUCCACUGCCUGCAGAAGUCCAUCGAGGCCGACCCGAAAUCUGGCCAAUCACUCUACCUUCUUGGUAGAUGCUUCGCUAGCGUUGGGAAAGUCCACGACGCGUUUAUCGCUUAUCGCAAGUCUGUCGAGAAAUCAGAAGGCAAUGCAGACACGUGGUGCUCAAUUGGUGUGCUGUACCAGCAGCAGAACCAGCCUAUGGACGCGCUGCAAGCGUACAUAUGUGCAGUGCAGCUAGAUAAGAGCCACACCGCCGCCUGGACAAACCUCGGAAUCCUGUACGAGAGCUGCAGCCAGCCAAGAGACGCGUGCGCCUGCUACGUGAAUGCAACCAGAGGUUCAAGCAAGCCCAUGAACCCGCACCUCACGCAGCGCAUCAAGUUCCUGCAGAACCACCUGUCUAACGCUCCUAUGCCCAGUGUCAGCAACAAGCGCCGACCACUGCCGUCCAUCGAGGAGGCCUGGAACUUGCCAAUUUCAGCCGAAAUGAACUCUCGUCAGCAGCAGCAGCAACAGGGCGGCAUGCAAGGUGGUGGCCUUCUUGGCGGCCAGAUGGGCCUGCAGCAGCCCAUGGUGCAGCAACGGCCUGGACAGUCGUUCCAGAAGUACGGUCAGAGCUUCCCGCAGAAUGGAGCGCCGCCGCCUUACCCGCAGAACAAGCGGCUCAAGGCUGAGGACGGCACUCCUCAGCAGAGGCCAACCACGUACAUAACGCCGCAGGAGCUGCAAAUGCUGCAGCAGUUGCAGCAAAACCUGCCCAAUCUGAACCAGAGCCAGCACAGUCUGAUGCAGCAACUCAAGCACCGUUACCAUUUGCACCAACAGCAGAUUCGUCAGCAGCAGUUGGCCCAGAGGCAGCAGUUCCCCGGCCAACCACAGCAGCAGAGGCCAGGCUUUGAAGGGCCGGCAGCUGCUGUGGCUCAAUUCCGGAACUCGGGCUUCCAGCAACAGUCGCAGGGACAACAGUUCCCGAACUACGCCUCGACGGCCUCUCGGAGCGACACUUCAUUCCAGCAGCAGCCCCAACAGGUGCAAAACCAGCAGUUCUCGCCUGCUCAGCCUCAACAGUCGGCCACUCUGCCGACCAUGGGCCGUGACGAGCAACCGCACGUCAGCGAGCAGGACCUGCAGGCCAUUUUGUCCCAGAAGGACCUCACGGCCUCUCUGGCCGAAGACUUGCUGAAGCAGUUGAGUCCUGGUGAAGAUCUUUCGAGUUUCAUUGACUCAAAACCAGCCACCGGAACGCCACCGCCCAACCAGCAGGACGUUAAGCCUUCUGAGGCCCAGUUGGCUGCUGCCCUCAAGCAGGAAUCGGACACUCAGCAACAACCUGUCAUGGUUCCGCAGGCCAGCUCCUCAUCUGCCUCACCACAUGUUCAAACUCCGCCGUCGCGGUCCAAGACACCUGAAAUCAGGGUGCAUAGUCCGGACACUUUUAUAAGUGCAGACAGUAUCUUCAAUGAAGAAACCUCGGUCGACAUUAACAUGUCCUCAUCAGACAUUGUCGAAGCCUGCAGGGCCACAGCUCUGCGAAUGGGAGGAUUCUCUACCUUGUUGAAUGAUAAAGUAGCACCUCCCUCACCUCCUGAACCACCUCAGCACCGUCUCACCCGAGAUCAACUCCUGCCGCCAACCCCGUCCGUGUACCUGGAACACAAAAAGGAUGCUUUCAGUCCACAGUUGCAGGAAUUCUGCCUCAAGAAUCCAAUUGCCGUUGUCCGAGGAAUCGCCACUGCCCUAAAAAUGGAUCUGGGCUUGUAUUCGACAAAGUCUCUUGUUGAGGCAAAUCCAGAUCACACGAUAGAAGUUCGAACUCAGAUUCAGCAGACAUCGGACGAAAACUGGGACCAACAGCUGAACUGCAAAGGCUGGGGUUGCGCCAGCCACAGGUCUCACACCACCAUUGCCAAGUAUGCGCAGUACCAAGCUUCUAGUUUCCAAGAAUCUCUCAGGGAGGAGCGUGAAAAGGCUUCAGGCGUGCACAGCAGCACCAUGUCUGAUUCGGACUCGAAAGAUUCGACAGGCAACCCGCGCAAGAAGCACAAGAAAAACAGCCACAAGAUGCUCCGAUUUGGCACCAACGUUGACCUCUCGGACGAACGCAAGUGGCGGCCGCAGCUUCAGGAGCUGAUGAAGUUGCCCGCCUUUGCCAGGGUGGUCUCAGCAGGCAACAUGCUUUCGCACGUUGGCCACGUCAUUCUCGGCAUGAACACUGUGCAACUGUACAUGAAGGUGCCAGGCAGCCGAACGCCUGGCCACCAGGAGAACAACAACUUCUGCUCGAUCAACAUCAAUAUCGGCCCUGGAGACUGCGAGUGGUUCGCCACGCCGGACUCGUACUGGGGCGCAAUCCAGCAGCUGUGCGAGAAGAACAACAUCAACUACCUGCACGGCUCGUGGUGGCCGAGUUUGGAAGAUCUCUACGAGGCCAACGUGCCUGUUUAUCGAUUCGUUCAGCGGCCAGGUGACCUUGUUUGGGUCAAUUCUGGCUGUGUCCACUGGGUGCACGCCAUUGGCUGGUGCAACAACAUUGCCUGGAAUGUGGGGCCCCUGACAGCAAGGCAAUACCAACUGGCCAUCGACCGGUAUGAGUGGAACAAGUUGCAGCACUUCAAGUCAAUCGUUCCCAUGGUGCACCUUUCUUGGAAUUUGGCACGGAACAUCAAAGUCUCAGACUCAAAGCUUUACGAGCUUGUCAGGGGUGUUCUUCACAAAACCAUCCGCAAAUGCAUCAUCAUGAUCGAGUUUGUAAGGUCGAGGGACAUUGAGAUUCGUUUCCACGGCAGGGGCAAAAAUGAAGCCUCUCAUUAUUGUGGGCAGUGCGAGCUUGAGGUGUUCAACAUCUUGUUCAUCAGAGAGCAAGAGAAACGCCACGUCGUCCAUUGUCUUGAUUGUGCUAGGAAGCAGUCACCCAAUCUGGACGGAUUUGUCUGCCUGGAAGAGUACAAAAUUGAAGAGCUGAUGGAGGUGUACGACAAUUUUGUCCUACACCCGCAGCCUGUCGUUAUGGUUAGUAAACAAAGUCCAAACCACUCGCAACAUCACCAACAAUUGAUUGCUCCACCACCUCCAGCACUGGCGCCGCCAUCACAGCAGGUGGCCAACUCUGUGGUAUCAGCGGUGACUUCGUGAUGCUAAAGACUCGCAGUUCGAGAGACCCUCAAAGUGAAUGAAGAAAUUACCACCAUGUACAGAAGUUGUGUUGUUCAGAUAUGAUUAAUCGAGGACCCCAAUUAUUUAUUGACUGAUCGACUCUCUCAUGUUUUUUAUGUUUGUUACACAGUGAUGAGAUGUAAUAUCUUGUGAUAAAAGACUGAAACGCAUUGAAAGAAGACGGAGGUGAAGUGGAGACCACAACUGGAAAGCGACGAGCAAUUAGCACUGCCAAUUACCCCUUUCGAACACACCCCAAACGCUCUCAGCGUAGAGCGAGUUUUGGUUUUACAAAAAUGAAGCUUGGGACUCAUUUGUUUUGUGUCUUAAAUGUGUAAAAAAAAAUUCUAGGAAUUAAGAUGCUAGAAGUUAGCAAUGCGUAAUUUUAGCGGAUGACUUGAAGAAACAAUCAACAACUAAAAUUUACUAUUGAUCUCCGUAAUGUAACAGACCGAAGCAAUGUUUCGGUCAGCGAGUUAUCAGCUUCUCUCGGCAACACUUACACACAAGCUAGCUGACAUUGCCUUUGAUUGACCCACUCGACAACAAUUUAAACGCAACCAAUGUUAACAAACAUAACUCAUAAAGCUGAAUCUAGAUGUACUUUGGCAUUCGCAUAUUGUGAAUUUUGUAUCAUGCUUGCUUUCGAGCUCACAGCACCUCACUGCCAGUGGUUUAAGUCAGGAGAAUAUUCACAAAACAAUGAUACAAACAAACAAAUCCCACCACCAUGUGAUAGUAACAAACAAACAAUGCUCCGUGGAUUUGAUACUGCCUAUUUUCACGAUCAAUUCAAAUGAAAACGUCUCAAUAUAAUGUAAAAAAUAAUGUACUUGUCUUUAGAUAGAAGGAAAGUUUGUCACACGGGCUCAGUUGAACCUCCAUCGAAAUUUCCCAAGGUCUUUUGUAAGAAAAUGAUAUCUUCUCUUGUUGGCUUUGAUGGGGCCGAGACGAGUCAGGGCAACUUUCCGAGCAAAACUUAUCAUCAAACUUAACAUUUUGAAACCUCAACAAUGAAAAAAUGGAAAUAGUCAUGCUUGGAGAGAAAUAAUCUAGAGAUGCCUUUUCAUCCAAAAUCUUAUAAUAUUAUCUGUACAUAAAAUAGUAAUCGGGCAGUGUUUUUCACCACCUCUUUUUACAAACAGUCAUUCACAGAUGCAAACUGAGUAAAAAAAAAUAGACCAGUGCCUUUCUUUCCUGUUACAAGAAACACUCUGAUUCGCAAGAGUUUGUAUUUGAACCAAAACCAGACCAUACUUUUCUCUAUCCUCAAAAAAACCACGUGCUGUUAUUUAUCAUUCUUAAAUUAUAUUAGCUACCCAUAAAUAAACUGCCAUCAACACUGAUCAGCUGAAAUCGAGAGGAAGUGAAACGCGUUUAAAAAAUGAGCUGAGGAAACGUCUGCUGGUUGAAGGAAAGUUAUUCGCAAGAGGUCCGGAUUGACUUUGUAAAAAAAUUAACCUCAAAAUUAAUAGCUAAUUGGUAUGCUGCUUGAGGAAUUGAGUGUAAUUAUAUAGUCUCUGUCUGCCAAUUGGAAGUCACGCAGACGAGCAAUAAUGUAAUUAGCACCGGGUCUGACCGACCCGACAAAUGGAAAUAUGGAUUAUUAUUUAUUAUGACGAGUAAAAACAGGCGUUGGCCAAAGAGAUGUGUAUUAAGGAACAGAUAUAAAUGUGUAAAUGAAGGCUCGAAUAUUAUAUAUUAAAUAUUACUUGAAUUUUAAAUGUACCGCUGUAUUCUACCGGAUGAGCAAAAAAAAUGAAGCAUAAUAAAACGGAUCGCUGCUUGAUUAGGGUUGCGUGUUUUGGUCGAUUAAGAAGCGAUAUUGAACGUUGUUGUAAAGCUCAGGUCAAAAUCUGUAGAAAUGGUCUUUGAUGAUGAACAGCCGUUGGGUUCCAGACAAAGAAAGCAUCUCGUCGUUGGUGUAAACGACCCCUCACACACUUUUUUUCUUUCUUCUAUAUUCUGAUUGCAGAGUGUACGUUUUUAUAUUAUUGUGUUGACCGCUUGAGAGAUGGGAUUAAUUUUACUCUAAAUGACCACUUGUUGUUACCUCCUGUGUGUUAAUUGCCUCUGCCAAUUCUAUAUUAUAAUAAUGCGUAGCUGUUGAAACGACCGCCUUUUUCUCGUUUAAUUGCCAAAUAAGUCACUUUGGCUCUUUUGCCAAGGGGCGGAUUUUUCUGUUUUUCAUGUCCCUCCUUCCGAAAUUGCGAAAGAGACCUCGGUCAUUUUGACAGCUAUUUAUAUACGCUCGCAACGAAUUUUCAUUUUUUAUUUCUUGUGCCGAGAAAAAUAUCUUUGUCUUGUUUCAAUUUUAUCAAAAAUUGGUAUAAUACGCAGCCGUGCGUUCAUCAUCAUGGUGUGACUUGUUUCAAUAAAAAUUAAUUCAAAUAUUUAAA
Molecule: messenger RNA, 6625 nt
Organism: Neocloeon triangulifer
Lineage: Eukaryota; Metazoa; Arthropoda; Insecta; Ephemeroptera; Baetidae
Gene: Utx
Product: lysine-specific demethylase 6A
Exons: 13
Coding region: 210-4205 (1331 amino acids)
Biological process (GO): regulation of gene expression
Cellular component (GO): MLL3/4 complex
Molecular function (GO): RNA polymerase II cis-regulatory region sequence-specific DNA binding; chromatin DNA binding; histone H3K27me2/H3K27me3 demethylase activity
Source: RefSeq, a predicted model, not a curated record